AUGGCUGACUACGAGGACGAAUACGACUACGAGAACUACGGAGACGAGGAUGAAGGCAUCACUCCCGAGGAUUGCUGGACUGUCAUCUCCUCCUUCUUCGAAACCAAGGGUCUCGUAUCGCAGCAGACCGACUCUUUUGACGAAUUCACCCAGACGACGAUCCAGGACCUCGUAAACGAAUACUCCACCAUCACACUCGACCAGCCAAACCCUCCUUCGCCACCCGGCCGAACAAUAGCCCUUCGUCGAUAUGAGAUCAAGUUUGGAAGCGUCAUGGUGUCACGUCCCACUAUCAGUGAGACGGACGGCACUGUGACUUCUCUGCUCCCUUACGAGUGCCGAGACCGUAACUUGACCUACGCCAGUCCCCUCUAUAUCAAGAUCACUAAAAAGGUGUCGGCUGCUGUUGAGAGGGAGGUUCCCCUGCACGAAAUGGACGAUGCUCAGCAGGAGGAAUACGCAAGAACCGGCGAACACCCUACAAAGCUCGAGUGGGAAGAGGAGGAGAACGGCGAAGAUGACAACAUCGGCAAGUCUGAUGACUGGAAGGACAUGGUCUUCGUUGGCAAGCUGCCCAUCAUGGUCAAAUCCAAGAUUUGUCAUCUGAGCCGUGAACAGGAUGAUAGCCUGUUCCUUGUCAACGAAUGUCCCUACGAUCAGGGUGGCUACUUUGUUAUCAACGGCAGUGAAAAGGUCCUCAUCGCCCAAGAGAGAUCCGCCGCCAACAUUGUCCAAGUCUUCAAGAAGGCCCAGCCCAGUGCCUAUACCUAUACGGCUGAAAUCCGAAGUGCGCUGGAAAAGGGCUCACGGCUCAUCUCUAGCAUGAUGCUCAAGCUGUAUGGCAAGGGAGACUCUGCUCGUGGUGGCUUUGGCCAGACUAUCCACACCACCCUGCCCUUUGUCAAGUCAGAUCUUCCCGUCGCCAUUGUCUUCCGUGCCCUGGGUGUCGUUUCUGAUGAAGAUAUCCUCAACCACAUUUGCUACGACCGCAACGACAGCCAGAUGCUGGAGAUGCUUCGACCUUGUAUUGAGGAGGCCUUCUGUGUCCAGGACCGAGAGGUUGCUCUGGAUUUCAUCGGAAAGCGUGGAAACCGAGACCAAGCUGGUCUCGGACGCGAGAAGCGUGUCCGCGUGGCCAAGGAUAUCCUUCAGAAGGAGACUCUUCCCCACAUUUCACAGACAGAGGGAAGUGAAACCAGAAAGGCAUUUUUCUUGGGAUACAUGGUGCACAAGCUGUUGCAAUGUGCGCUCGGAAGAAGAGAGCCCGACGAUCGUGACCACUUUGGAAAGAAGCGUCUGGAUCUGGCGGGUCCCCUGCUGGCAAAGCUGUUCCGUGGUAUCAUGCGAAGGAUGAACACUGAGUUGGCCAACUAUCUGAGACGAUGCGUCGAGGGCAACCGACACUUCAACCUUGCUGUGGGUAUCAAGCCCGGCACGCUUUCAAACGGAUUGAAGUAUUCGCUUGCCACAGGAAACUGGGGUGAUCAGAAGAAGGCCAUGAGCUCAACUGCAGGUGUGUCCCAGGUGCUUAACCGUUACACGUUUGCUUCGACCCUAUCACAUUUGCGUCGUACCAAUACUCCUAUCGGAAGAGAUGGUAAGCUCGCAAAGCCUCGACAGCUUCACAACACGCACUGGGGUUUGGUCUGCCCGGCCGAGACACCCGAGGGACAGGCUUGUGGUCUGGUCAAGAACUUGUCUUUGAUGUGUUACGUCAGUGUCGGUUCUCCCUCCGAACCUCUGAUUGAGUUCAUGAUCAACAGAGGUAUGGAAGUCGUGGAAGAGUACGAGCCGCUGCGGUAUCCUCAUGCUACAAAGAUUUUUGUGAACGGUGUCUGGGUUGGAGUCCACCAAGACCCUAAGCACUUGGUGAACCAGGUCCUGGACACUCGUCGCAAGUCCUAUCUGCAAUACGAAGUCUCUCUCGUGAGAGAAAUUCGAGACCAGGAAUUCAAAAUCUUUUCCGACGCAGGCCGUGUAAUGCGGCCAGUCUUUACCGUUCAGCAGGAAGAUGACCCGGAAACGGGCAUCAACAAGGGCCACCUGGUAUUGACCAAGGAGCUCGUCAAUAGAUUGGCCAAGGAGCAGGCUGAACCUCCGGAAGACCCCAGCAUGAAGAUUGGAUGGGAGGGAUUGAUUAGGGCUGGUGCGGUUGAAUAUCUCGACGCCGAGGAAGAGGAGACGUCCAUGAUCUGCAUGACGCCAGAGGAUCUCGAGCUGUAUCGUCUUCAGAAGGCUGGUAUUAACACUGAGGAAGACAUGGGAGAUGACCCGAACAAGCGACUAAAGACCAAGACAAACCCGACUACUCACAUGUACACCCAUUGCGAGAUUCACCCAAGUAUGAUCUUAGGCAUCUGUGCUAGUAUCAUUCCUUUCCCCGAUCACAACCAGUCCCCCCGUAACACUUACCAAUCUGCCAUGGGUAAGCAAGCUAUGGGUUUCUUCCUCACAAACUAUUCCCGGCGCAUGGACACCAUGGCCAACAUUCUCUACUACCCCCAGAAGCCGCUGGGUACCACUCGAUCCAUGGAGUUUUUGAAGUUCCGAGAGUUGCCUGCUGGUCAGAACGCCAUUGUAGCCAUUGCCUGUUACUCUGGUUACAACCAGGAAGAUUCCGUCAUUAUGAACCAGAGUAGUAUUGACAGAGGUCUUUUCCGAAGUCUCUUCUUCCGAUCAUACUCGGAUCAGGAGAAGAAGGUUGGAUUGAACUACACCGAAGUGUUUGAGAAGCCAUUCCACCAAAACACUCUUCGCAUGAAGCACGGCACAUACGACAAGCUGGAUGAAGACGGUAUCGUUGCUCCUGGUGUCCGAGUAUCUGGUGAAGAUAUCAUUAUUGGCAAGACGGCGCCGAUUGACGCUGAGACACAAGAUCUCGGUACCAGGACGACUAUGCACCAGAGGCGAGAUAUCUCAACUCCUCUGCGUAGCACUGAGAACGGUAUCGUUGACUCUGUCAUUGUGACAGUGAACGCGGACAAUGUCAAGUAUGUCAAGGUCCGUGUCCGAACGACCAAGAUUCCUCAGAUUGGAGACAAGUUCGCCUCUCGUCACGGUCAAAAGGGCACUAUUGGUGUUACUUACCGACAAGAGGACAUGCCCUUCACAAGAGAAGGUGUCACUCCAGACAUCAUCAUCAACCCUCACGCCAUUCCAUCCCGUAUGACAAUCGCUCACUUGAUUGAGUGUCUCCUAAGUAAGGUCUCUACGCUGGAAGGUAUGGAGGGUGAUGCCACCCCCUUCACGGAUGUCACCGUCGACUCGGUCUCAGAGCUGUUGCGAAAGCACGGCUACCAGUCACGAGGCUUUGAGAUUAUGUACAAUGGCCACACAGGCCGCAAGCUGAGAGCCCAGGUGUUCUUUGGACCAACAUACUACCAGCGACUCCGUCACAUGGUGGACGACAAGAUCCACGCUCGUGCCCGUGGUCCCGUGCAGAUUAUGACAAGACAACCCGUGGAGGGUCGUGCCAGAGAUGGUGGUCUCCGAUUCGGAGAAAUGGAACGUGAUUGUAUGAUUGCUCACGGUGCCGCGUCCUUCCUCAAGGAGCGAUUGUUUGAGGUGUCAGACGCCUUCCGAGUUCACAUUUGCGAGAUUUGUGGACUCAUGACGCCUAUUGCCAACCUCUCUAAACAAUCGUUCGAGUGUCGACCUUGUAAGAACAAGACCAAGAUUGCACAGAUUCACAUCCCUUAUGCCGCCAAGCUCCUGUUCCAGGAACUCCAGUCGAUGAACAUUGCGGCUCGCAUGUUCACAAACCGGUCUGGCGCGUCCAUCAGGUAA
This is a messenger RNA of Trichoderma harzianum CBS 226.95, 3786 nucleotides long. RefSeq lists its product as hypothetical. The transcript has 3 exons. The record is from RefSeq and is a predicted model, not a curated record. Gene Ontology annotation, molecular function: DNA binding; DNA-directed RNA polymerase activity; ribonucleoside binding. Bases 1 to 3786 code for a protein of 1261 amino acids. Gene Ontology annotation, cellular component: RNA polymerase II, core complex. NCBI's taxonomy places the organism in Eukaryota, Fungi, Ascomycota, Sordariomycetes, Hypocreales, Hypocreaceae. Gene Ontology annotation, biological process: DNA-templated transcription.